CUAUUCUUUAGUUUUUUUUUUUCUCUGUGAAAUGGUGAUGUGACUGAUGUGUGUACUGAGAUUGAAAGAAAUUUUUCCUAUUUGCAUUUAAAACAUUGUAAUUUUUGUUAAAUCUAUAACAAAAUACAUGCAUUAUGAUUACUUUAUUACCCUGACCCUAAGUAGUACUAAGACAUUGCAUACUUUGUGAGUUAUUUUGGUAAUCGGUGACAUUUCAGUGAAGUGCCUAAUUUUGAUCAUGGAGGCUAUAGCAAAACACGAUUUCACAGCAUCUGCUGAUGAUGAGCUCAGUUUUAAAAAGAAUCAAGUCCUUAAAAUACUUAAUAUGGAGGACGAUAUGAAUUGGUACAGGGCUGAAUUAGAUGGCAGAGAAGGGCUAAUACCUAGCAACUACAUUCAAAUGAAAAGUCACAAUUGGUACUUUGGACGGAUCACAAGAGCCGAUGCAGAGAAAGUGUUAACAAAUAAGCCAGAAGGUGGAUUUUUGAUAAGGAUCAGUGAAUCCAGCCCUGGUGACUUCUCAUUAUCAGUAAAAUGUCCAGACGGUGUCCAGCACUUCAAGGUACUCCGAGACGCUUCGAGCAAGUUCUUCCUUUGGGUAGUGAAGUUUAACUCUCUCAACGAACUGGUGGACUAUCAUCGCACCGCCUCCGUUAGCCGCCUGCAGGACGUCAAGCUGAGAGAUGUCGUACCAGAAGAGAUGCUGGUACAAGCUCUAUACGAUUUCACGCCGCAAGAGGCUGGCGAACUGGAGUUUAGACGUGGUGACGUCAUUACCGUCACUGACCGCUCUGAUCAACACUGGUGGCAGGGCGAGAUAGCUCACCGUCGCGGCCUGUUCCCGGCGUCUUACGUCACAGCCUACCAUUCAUAGUGCUCGCGCGAUCCACCCUUGCCUCUUCGUAGCCGCUGAUAUUGUGUUGUGUGCCGCCCCACUAUAUUGACGCGUCGACAUCGUCACCGGCUGACAUCUUGAUGACAAAUCAUUUACCCAACACCAAUGUACGAUCACACAAUAACGAGAAAGCGUUAUAGUUUUCUUAACACAUGCAAUAAUCUCGCCUUCACAUCUCAACAAAGUGUCAGCCGGCCAAAGUAUGAUUUUAUGUAACCACAUAUAACAUUUCACAGUAAAGGUGCUUAGGUCCCCGGCUGUUUGGUUACGUUAAUCAUACAUAUAUAAAAUACAUUUACUAUAAUGAUAUAAUUGUGACUGCUAAGUUGUGCUUGUCCGUGAGUUGAACUGCCCUUAUCCACAAUAUUGACGUUGUGUAGUACAAAAUUGUUCGGUGCCGUUAUCCACUUUUUUUUUUUGUGUACUUUGACGAAUUUAACAACCUCUCAAUUGUGUAAUUGUGACAAUUUGCGGGACGAAACAAUAAUUUUGUCCUCGCUAACGUGCCAGAAUGUUAUUUGUAGUUUUUUUGAAAUAUAUUUAAGUAAAAGGUGAAAGGGAUCAACUCAGUAUAUGCUGAUAAUUCCCCCGCUAUAUAGAUUUUUUAUUGAUGUGAUUUUUUUUUUUUUAUUUUUUAUUAUAUGACCAUUAUUUAUCCACUUUUAGUCUAUAAUGCUCAUUUUUAAAUAUUUACCAUUUACAUGUUAGUUUAAGUAUCAUAGAUUUAAGUUGGUUUUACAUUAUUUCGAUCUUUUUAUCAUUGAUAUACAAAUCUAUACUGGUACCAUAUUCGCGUAGGAUAUAAACGAUGUAGCGUCCUUCAAAGCUUCUCCCUCUAGGUUUAGUUUCAGAUUAUAUUGUGUCGCACAAUGUAAUGCCAGAGUAUAAAGGAUCAACUUAUAUAUAUUGACUAUCGUUUCGAUGUCAUUAUAUGAAUACGAACAGCGAGGAAGAAUAGUAAAGACAUAAUAUGCCCACAUAACAACAUGCUUCUUAUUCGCUUUCGAUGUUUUUAAUUUUAUGCAGGGUGUUACCAUUUUAGCGUUUUACCAAUUAAUGACGAAGUGAAAUUUGUCUUAAAAUGUUUUAACGUAAUAAUUGAAAUAUAAUUAUAAUAUGAGAGUAGUGAGUACUACUUGUUACAAUUAAUACAGUAACGGUGUUAUCAAAAACCGUGACACUCGGUGUCGUUGUACUUAGUUAGCGUUUAACAGUUAGUCAAGACUUGAAAUUAAAACUUUGCGUGCUCGUUGACCCAAUGUAGAUAUUUAUUUUUGUUAUUGUAUUGUACCCAAAAUUACUAUAUUUAUGGAAAUAAACAUACUUGAUAGAAUUUUAAUCGUAAAAUAUUUGAAUACUGUCUAAAUAUGGAAGACAUCAUAACGUUAAGUAUAACCAACUCCCUCCCCAUGUGACAUGACUUUUUUUUAAUUCCCUUAUUCAGCAAAGCAUUUAAACUGUGUGUAUUAUAGAAUAAGUAUGAAGCCACUCGUUUGUAGCAUGUUGUGAUGAUCAAUUUAUAAAGAAUAUAUUGAACGACAGUCUAUAAUAGUUCAUAGCUUCUCGCUGUAGUGUCAAGUAAGUGCAUGAAGGCAAGUUUUAAGAAAUCGGAAGUGCUAUAAUCUAUUAUAAUCAAAUAUUUAAAUAAUUAAGUUAUGAUUCUCCAAUAUUGUGGAAGAUGUAUAAUAUUUUUUACUAAUAAAUUUAAUAUUAUA
Molecule: messenger RNA, 2610 nt
Organism: Galleria mellonella (greater wax moth)
Lineage: Eukaryota; Metazoa; Arthropoda; Insecta; Lepidoptera; Pyralidae
Gene: drk
Product: growth factor receptor-bound protein 2
Exons: 6
Coding region: 239-874 (211 amino acids)
Molecular function (GO): protein binding
Source: RefSeq, a predicted model, not a curated record